This is a messenger RNA of Leishmania mexicana MHOM/GT/2001/U1103, 942 nucleotides long. RefSeq lists its product as hypothetical. NCBI's taxonomy places the organism in Eukaryota, Euglenozoa, Kinetoplastea, Trypanosomatida, Trypanosomatidae. The transcript has a single exon. Bases 1 to 942 code for a protein of 313 amino acids. The record is from RefSeq and is a predicted model, not a curated record.
AUGAAGUUCACACAUCGAGAGAUCGAAGAUGACCGCAGGAAACCUGUCGGCUCCCUUUUCAUGCACCUCAUAGACAGAGACUCGAUGCCGUCGCGCAGUCAUCGCAACGUGGCUGCGGAGAAACUGAAUGCGCAUAGCCUGCCAAACACGGAGCUCUGUCUCUACGCGCAGGAUGCGGCGCAAAUCUCCUCAACACCGCUGCGGGGCCGGCGCCACUUUCCCAAGCAAGACUGCCACGUUGACUGCAAUAGAGCGGAGGAAGUCCGCCCCUCCAGGGGAGUGCGACGUGGCGCCACUCCUAACGGCAACGUCGAUCACAUCGGGAGUGACAUGACCCCACGAGCCUCGACGGAGGUAUCGCUACCGCGGCAGCGGCGCUACGUACCGCCGCCUGCGCGAGGCUCUACUCAACGCCCCUUCUGGUUAGGGGAUGACGAGAUCAUUGCCAGCGCGCGCUGUCGACGCGGCGCUCGCAGUGGGGCCCGCUCGUUUUCUGUAGGCAGCCAAUCGUAUUCGCGCAACAGCAGCACGGCUGACCACUUGACUGUCGGCUCGUUGAUACCCUUACCAGAGAAACCGGUCGAGAAACCCGUACCGCCGCCGCUUCCGAUGAAACCCCGCAGAAAGGGUGUUCGCAUGUUUCCAGAGCAGCGUUCACGCAGCGCUGACAGCGUGCGCCGAGGUAUCCGGAUGGUGCAGCCACAACCGCAUUGGCGCUCGGCCGCAGACCGGCAGUGGGACUUUCUGGAACUCGGCGUUGGCCGCCGCGAGACACCCGCGCCGCUGUACCGCAAUGAAAGUCACAUCGACGUUGGCGGCCCGAUUUUUCUCCGGGAGGAGCCGUCGACGCCGGUACAGCGGUGGCGUGGUGGUCGGCGCUACGAUGGCACCCCGGUCCGCCGUGCGUUUGACAUUAUCACAGGUCGGCCGCUGGUGUGCUGA